This is a messenger RNA of Anopheles cruzii, 3472 nucleotides long. RefSeq names its product box A-binding factor-like. The record is from RefSeq and is a predicted model, not a curated record. The transcript has 7 exons. The coding region runs from base 675 to 1469 and encodes 264 amino acids. NCBI's taxonomy places the organism in Eukaryota, Metazoa, Arthropoda, Insecta, Diptera, Culicidae.
GGUUGCGAGAGAGAAAGAGAGAUAGAGAAAAAGAUAGUGAUACCGUGUAAACCUCAGUGUAAGCUCUCAGUUCAGUGGCUGAGACAGAAGUGAAAUAAAGCAAGAAAAGAAAGCGAGACAUUAGACGCGGGAAGUGUGACUAAAUCACCGUCACCGUCUAAUAGCGAAAGCAACUGGAACCUCAUCGCUGAAUCCUUUUCAUCGCUGAGAUACUACAGUGCGGAAGUGCUGUAAUCAUGCGACUCGAAGUGUCCCUAGUUCCAUAAGGUAUUCAAAGCAAUUAGUUUGUUCGUUCCGUAGUUCGCUAGUGCUUUCCGCUCUGUGCAGUGUUUGCUAUCUUUUGGGCGUGAAUUGUCAACGUAAUUGCGAAAAUUCAUCGAUGUAAUAUUUACGGCCUGUUUUGCGGUGGAAUCCUUCAGGGUCAUGAACGAAUGCCGUAAGCAGUUUUGGUACGACGAGCAAUUGAUGUCCGUAAUCCGAUGCGUGCCGAGUAGUGCCUGAAAACUGCAGCUUCUAGAAACGUCCGCAGGAGUGGCGGGUCGCCAUUUUAGUGACUUACUGUGGCAGCUAUUUUGUGGAGGUGGAUUCCAAAAAAAAUCACGCAUAACGAGCGUAAAGCAGCAGCUGAAAGUUAACACCGAGCAUCACACUCGGCCACCUCGGCCUGCGGAACUAUGUUAAAUUGUACCGAUCUCGCCUGCGUCCUACAUCACCAUCACUUCUACGCCCAUCUCCACCACCUGAAACAUCAUUUACAGGAUGACCACGAUCACCACGCACACCACCAUGGGCAUGAAAAUCAUGACCCUCAUCAAGCAGCCGGAGAAGGGAGUGACGUAGACAACAACAACAUUCAAGACCUGCUUAACGAUACCGAUUCCGAGUUAUCUUCCCUGUCGCAUCUUGAUGCUCCCAACGAUGUCCUGUAUAUGGUAUGUGGAGUCGUCAUUGCCAUGCUCCUCGUGGGCCUCAUCAUAGUUUUAGUUGCAGUUACGAUCAGUAAGCUGAGAAAGCGGGAAGAAUCGUCGACGGUGAGUCCAGUGACGGCGAAUAAUGUUGAAGCGCCACCACACCACCACCAUAACCAUCACCAACAACAGCAGCAGCAGCAACAUCAAAACGGGACUAGCUAUCCGCAGCAGCAGCAGCAGUCGCAUCAAACGCACAGCGGCAGCAAUCACCAGAACGGCGGCAGCACUCCGGAAACGGGCUACUCCGUCCCGACGCCGAUAGCCUUCCGCCAGAGCCCGUCCACCGUGUGGGUCUUUCCACCGUUACCACCGCAGCCGAACAUCUACAGCGCCAGCAGUCAGGAUGCGUUAGUACAUAACGAGAAGACCGGCCUCAAGGGACUAAAGCGUCAGCUGUCCGGUCGGUUCAAGCGGCUGGUGUCACGAAAAACGCACGAACCGGCCCCAGCCAUACCGCCAGAACUCAAACCACAGCUGAAGACGAUCUACGUGUACUGAGCUCUAAACACUGAUUUCGGGUCAGCCAAACGACAGGGGGGCUGUAAAGUAUUAGGAAUGCGCGCCUCUGACCAUAAGCUGAUAACAAACUCUAGUGAACGGACAGCAACAUAAGAUGAGCUUUCUCUCCAUUUAGAUUUCCAUUCCUACCGAGCAGAGCACUUGAUCUUGAUCGGUCAUGGUAGGCUCUGCAUCGGGCACAACCGUUUGGUUAGAAUUGCAAGAACCAGUUGGUAGAAGUUUGGUUUUUUGUCGAUUAUCUGUCGUUUGAACCUUGGCUAUCGGCCAACGAGAAGCUUAAAGUAAUUUAAUUUAUUGAUUUUUAUUCUUGGGUCGACCAAAAAUGGUAUUAGAUGAAAUUAUGGCCUACGGACGAUGGCGCACUGUGUGUGUGCGUGUGUGUUCAGUGAAGGUAGUGCGAAAAACUGCGAACUCAACAUCACCAACUCACUGAUACAGUGAUUCUCAAAUUCCACAGACCUUUUCACGAGCGGCAUUUUGCUGAGGUAAUUUGCAAAGGACUUGUGAGCAGAUAGCAUUCAAAGGUGCGACAUUUUGAACGGCAAAUUGGACAGGCACGAGUAUUGUUGAUGAGCGCGUGCAACACCUUUUCGCUCCAACAACUUUUCUUCCUGUUCUCGAAUGAUUUUAUUUCUGUAUCCAACUGUCAUUCCAACGUUCGAUCAGCACACAACAGUGAACAAACGAUAGGCUCACGCGGAUUCAAGAUUCAGUAGUAUUCCACCAAGAAACGAAAUCUGGUUUUUUGAUCUAUUCUAGUUUCUUUUUGCCCAUCGCAACUACCGCUCAUUUUUGCCUAGAGAAUACUAGAAGAAGACUGACACACCAUCACUCUGGCGCACACACGCACGUAUAGAGAUGAAGGCUUUUAGGCGGGAGCGACGACAAAAAAGAGACAGCUACGUGAAUAUGUUAACGGAAAUGAGCGAUAAGCACACGGAACGGAUCGCGGGGCAUUGUGCUGGUAGAGCGGAACGAAACUGGGAGACGCAGAGAGUAUGAGUAGCAUGUAGACUGUUCUUUUAGCUAGCAUCAUUUAGAUUAUGACGAAAGCCUUGUCGAUUAGAGCGGGCGCAGUAGAGAUGCAGCAGAACGCGCCACGUGGUUUCUUCCGCACAACACCAGACGAGAUUGAUUUCAGAACGUCGAGUGCUUGACAGAGGAAAGUGGACAGACUAGAGAAUCCGUGGACUUUGGUAGGAUCGCGUACCACUUGACGCACAACCUGCACAAACCGUUUCAAACUGCAGACACCGAAAAACUCACUCGCCGGUAGUGCUGGCUGGCCCGAGUUGGCUUGGAGCCCUUAAAAGCCCCACUCGAUUUCCAAUGAGCCGAGGUCCAACCUGUAAGCAAAACAUCUUCCUAGUUUGUGCUCGCGGCACCGCUUUUAUUAAUGCUUUCAUCGCCUGAAACGAAAUAAUGAGCAGUUUUUCAUUCCCCGCUAUUAGCUAAGAAAAUGACCAGAAACCGUAAUCAAAGAAGUGGAACGACAAAAACACACAGAGAUAAUCGAUGAUAUUCCUGUCGGGGACAGUAAGGACGAAGAACUAUUAAACAGUAAUGGUAUUCCAGCGGGUCAGCUCGAAAAACGAUGUGUGUGGCCGGCAUUAUUGGCGUUCGGAAAUUUUGAUUUCUAUGUGUUUUGUUUAGAACAAUGCUUGUACGAGCCAGGCGAGAGAAGUAUGUUCACUCACAUUGAGUGCCCGCGAUCUGAAAGCGAUUGAAACUAUUUCGAACAGCACUGAGUCAGAGAUAGGAGUGCGGUGGCGCAUGUUUGAUAAACCGGUGCGUAGCAAGAGGUAAAAAAAUCCGUAUUUUUAGUAUUUUAGAUUAGCACAUUGAAUGGUGCGAUAGUGAAAGUUUACAAAGUAGUUGAUACGCCGGAACGAGUAGAACAAGAUAACGCGUGAGAAAGGAAUGUAACCUAAAAUUGUAAGUGAUGAUGAUAAUUGUAAUUUAAAAUAUAAAAAUGUAUUGAU